This is a messenger RNA of Procambarus clarkii (red swamp crayfish), 657 nucleotides long. RefSeq names its product carbohydrate sulfotransferase 3-like. Lineage: Eukaryota; Metazoa; Arthropoda; Malacostraca; Decapoda; Cambaridae. Gene Ontology annotation, biological process: N-acetylglucosamine metabolic process; sulfur compound metabolic process. The record is from RefSeq and is a predicted model, not a curated record. Gene Ontology annotation, molecular function: N-acetylglucosamine 6-O-sulfotransferase activity.
AAAGAAGGAGGCAGUGGAUGUAAACGUGGGUUGGAGCUGCGCAGUACGUGUAAAAUCUCCAGAGUCAGGGUAGUCAAGGUAAUCAGAUCUCGAUUGUCAUGGCUGGAAGGUCUUUUAAACGAUCCUUCUCUCAACAUUAAAAUUAUCCACCUAAUUCGUGAUCCUAGAGGGUCAUUAAAGUCAAUAAAAAAACUGAACUGGAAUAGUAAACCUUCCUUCAGAUGCGGCGCCUUAGAAGAUGAUAUGAGACACUAUGACAUCUUACUUAAAAAGUACCCAGCACAAGUGACUAGGUUACGUCUGGAGAAACUGUCUAUUGAGCCUUUCAGCACGGUAAGUAACUUAUACAAGUUUCUGUAUGGUAAUCAAAGUCUUGGCAAAGAAACUGUGCAAUUCCUGAAGGAACACACCGCAGCUCCGGAGGGAAGUGUGUUUCCUGGAGACAACAUGGAGACACGAAGGAACAGUAGCAGGGAGUACCAGGCCUGGCGGUGGAGGAUCCCAAGCCUACUACUGAAGGAGACAGAGGGUGAGCCGGCGUGCCGGGCCGUUAUCACCAGACUGGGACACGCUCUCUUUGGCUCCAUCCACAAUGUCAGAAACGCUACUCUCCCUCUUGACACUACACUAAAACAGAAAUAAAAGUUAAAUUUAGCC